Cynocephalus volans (Philippine flying lemur) is the source of this 2883-nucleotide messenger RNA. It is a transcript of the gene DCUN1D5, whose product is annotated as defective in cullin neddylation 1 domain containing 5. The coding region runs from base 538 to 1044 and encodes 168 amino acids. NCBI's taxonomy places the organism in Eukaryota, Metazoa, Chordata, Mammalia, Dermoptera, Cynocephalidae. Gene Ontology annotation, molecular function: ubiquitin conjugating enzyme binding; cullin family protein binding; ubiquitin-like protein binding. Gene Ontology annotation, cellular component: ubiquitin ligase complex. Gene Ontology annotation, biological process: protein neddylation. The record is from RefSeq and is a predicted model, not a curated record. The transcript is spliced from 8 exons.
UUCUACCUGUACCAAGCCCUUACGUGUAGCGUUGGAAUGGCCCUGCAUGCUUUUUGUUUUCUAGCAUUCAGGACGCUGUCAGUAUAAAUAUUAAUAAUUUGGGAGCUAUUGUACUCUGUAUUCUCCUGGAGAAAAAGAAGACAAAGCAGUACUAUGGUUUACAGCUCUUUGAUCCCGUUAUAGCAUAUCAUUGAGGCAUCACAGCAACACUGUACGCUGCAAAAAAUAUCAUUGCAGUUUAGGUGUGAGAAGUGAGAUUUUUUUUUUCAUCCCCUUAUUGGGUGUCUUUCUAUCAGUGGUUGGCACUUGAUGUGACCACUUUAGACGCUACUAUUAAAAGAAGACAGUGGCUAGCAUUGUAAGGAAGAAAUAAUAUAGAGCUCUCUUUAAGAGAGAUCUACUGUUUAAAAUGUGAGCUAUUGCAGAUCCCAACCCCCUGCUAGACUAAUAAGUGGAGAGGAACAUUUUUCAAGCAAGAAGUGCCUGGCUUGGUUUUAUGAGUAUGCAGGUCCUGAUGAAGUUGUAGGGCCAGAAGGAAUGGAAAAAUUUUGUGAAGACAUUGGUGUUGAACCUGAAAAUAUUAUUAUGUUAGUUUUAGCGUGGAAAUUGGAGGCUGAAAGCAUGGGAUUUUUUACCAAGGAAGAAUGGUUAAAGGGAAUGACUUCAUUACAGUGUGACUGCACAGAAAAAUUACAGAAUAAAUUUGACUUUUUGCGCUCACAGUUGAAUGAUAUUUCGUCGUUUAAGAAUAUCUACAGAUAUGCCUUUGAUUUUGCAAGGGAUAAAGAUCAGAGAAGCCUCGAUAUUGAUACUGCUAAGUCUAUGUUAGCUCUUCUGCUUGGGAGGACAUGGCCACUGUUCUCAGUAUUUUACCAGUACCUGGAGCAAUCAAAGUAUCGUGUUAUGAACAAAGAUCAGUGGUACAAUGUAUUAGAAUUCAGCAGAACAGUCCAUGCUGAUCUUAGUAACUAUGAUGAAGAUGGUGCUUGGCCUGUUCUUCUUGAUGAAUUUGUUGAGUGGCAAAAAGUCCGUCAAACAUCAUAGCAAGAACUAUUGUGAAGAAAAUGUAAACCUUUUGGUUUCCACGUGCAUACAAGCUAAUGAGAUGAGGGGAAAAACAUCCAAAGGCUGCAUUUUCAUUCAUAUGAAAGACUUCUCAUAGUAUUUUUUUUUUUCCUUUUUUUAAAGGAGGGUUUCUUGUUACAUGUGAUGGGCAUUGAGCCACGCCUCUUCUGAGACUGAAUAUUGAAGUUUUUAUUUUGAGUUAUGUUUAUAACAUUUCAGAACAAUAAAGAUUCAGAUUUGUGACAAAGGCCUUAAAGUGAAGAUGUCCCUUGAGUGUCAGAGUGGUAUUUAUUUUUCUAAAUUUGAAUUCUUGAAUUUUUGAAGUCCUAAUUCACUAUGAAUUAGUGUAAUUUUAAGGAUUUUAAAACAAUCAAUAUUUGGCAGUGUGGUCUGCUGAUGAUAUGGUUCAUUAUAUUUAUGUCAGCACAUAAUAUUAGGAAGAAUAUUGGCCUUGAUUUCUAGGAUAAUGAUUUUCUGAUGUAGCUAAUAAAAAACAUUUCUAGAUAUUGGAAGUACUCCCACUUUCAGCUCUGGGUUUUUAUAAUAGCCGCCAAGGUCUUUUGCAUGUAUCUCAUCUGAAGAGUUUAGAAUUGGACAGAUUAUAUCCAGUUAUUUUGUUUUCUAGUCAUUAAAUAGUAUUGCCAAUGAGCAUAAUGGAGCAUUGCAUGUAUAUUCUUAAUGUGAAUUUUAAGUUUCUGUAUUUCUGUUAGUUAAAAAGUUCUGUUUAUAUUUGAAAGAGCAAGGUUAAUAUAUUAAUGGUCUCAAAAUCAGUCUUGUGAGAGGACCAAUAUUGAAGUUGUAUCAUCAUCAAUAUUAUUAUUGUCAUAUGUAUUAUUUUUUUUAACUGUCAUGAUAUAGGGAGUUUCUUGAGAGCACUAUUUUUGCCUUAAGAGAACUUUAGCUCUGAUAUUAUAAACUUAGCUAAGAUACACAUAGGAAAAGAAAAUAAUAGAAUAAGCAAUCAUGAAAGAACUCUGGGUAUAAUUAUGCACAACUCAACAGUCAUUUAGAUUGGUAGUUCACAGUAUUGCAGAUUAUCACAAUUUUCUGAUUGUUGCCAAUAAAGUGUCUUGAGGAAAUGGCAGCCUUUCCUAAUUCAUGUAAAAGGCACCUUUCAGACUAGCAGAAGGUUAGUUUGUAUAUUCCUUUUCAAACAAUCCAGUGUCCCAGUGAUAUGAAAACUGUUCACGUUCACAGUCCACUCACAACUUUAACAACAUUCCUAGUUUCAUUGUAUGAAUGGAGAGAAGUAAGUAGAUUAUUUUUCCAUAUUAAGAAAAUUUCUUUUGAGAUUUAAGGCAAGGGUUGAGUUUUGAUAGUGAAUUUGUUUAAUAAGUGAUUUUUCAGUAUUGAUUACUUAAGGGAGAAUGGCAUAUUAAAGCUUUUUAUUGUUUGCUUUUUGGUUAAUGAUCUGGUAGAAAAUGAUUGCCAGUGAUUUACUUGACUUUUUAGUAAGAGUACUUUGUACAGUUUUGUAAAACACUGAUACAGUAGUGGGAAACAAUUCUUUUUGGUUUGGGGGUUUUUUUUGGCGGCUGGCUAGUAUGGGGAUCCAAACCCUUAACCUUGGUGUUAUAACACCGUGCUCUAAUCAAGUGAGCCAACUGGCCAGCCCAAUUUUUUUUUUUUAAAUGUCUUGUAGAUAAGAAUAAUUUUCCUGGAAUGCUCCUCUUAAGUAUUAGGAUCACUGAAUUAUUAGAACUGAGUAUACCAACAGUGUAAUGAUUUUUAAUAUCAUGAAUGAUGUUUUAGUAUCGAAUUUAUUAUAAGGAACGAAUUUAAACUUUCGGACCUUUGAAUUUAUAACUUAAUUGACUC